This is a messenger RNA of Aptenodytes forsteri (emperor penguin), 3444 nucleotides long. RefSeq names its product mitochondrial calcium uptake family member 3 (gene MICU3). NCBI's taxonomy places the organism in Eukaryota, Metazoa, Chordata, Aves, Sphenisciformes, Spheniscidae. Gene Ontology annotation, biological process: mitochondrial calcium ion homeostasis; calcium import into the mitochondrion. The coding region runs from base 104 to 1156 and encodes 350 amino acids. Gene Ontology annotation, molecular function: calcium ion binding. Gene Ontology annotation, cellular component: uniplex complex. The record is from RefSeq and is a predicted model, not a curated record. The transcript is spliced from 12 exons.
UACAGAAAACAGAUCAGACCUUGAAGAUUUACACCUUUAUGCAACUCCUCGGGAGCAACGGUUUCGUAGGUUUGCCAGUUUAGAAUUUGAAGGACAGCUAUAUAUGACUCCAUAUGACUUCAUUCAGGCUGUCACAAAUGAUGAACCCAAACGUGCUAAAAAGUGGCGAUCCCUUUCAAAGCAGGAACUGAAUCAGAUCCUUAUGGAGACACCACCAGUUUGGAAAGGAUCAUCCAAACUUUUCCGUAAUCUGAAUGAGAAAGGUGUGAUAUCUUACACAGAAUAUUUAUUCCUUUUAUGUAUUUUAACAAAGCCACAUGCAGGUUUUAGAAUCGCUUUCAACAUGUUUGAUACUGAUGGCAAUGAGAUGGUGGACAAAAAGGAAUUCUUAGUGCUACAAGAGAUUUUCAGGAAAAAAAAUGAGAAGAGAGAAAGAAAAGGAGAUGAAGAAAAACGUGCAAUGCUGCGUCUCCAACUUUAUGGAUAUCAUACUUCUACUAACAGUCGUGCUGAUGAUAUUUCAAGUUCUCUGUCAGAUACUACGCUGCUUGUACACUUUUUCGGCAAGAAAGGGAAAGCUGAACUGAACUUUGAAGAUUUUUAUAGAUUUAUGGAUAACCUACAAACUGAGGUUCUAGAGAUAGAAUUCCUUUCCUACUCUAACGGGAUGAACACCAUCAGUGAGGAGGACUUUGCCCAUAUUCUUUUGAGGUAUACGAAUGUGGAAAAUACAUCAAGUUACCUGGAAAACAUGCGCUGCAGGAUUCCUGAAGAAAAGGGUAUCACAUUUGAUGAGUUUAGAUCAUUUUUCCAAUUCUUGAACAACCUAGAAGACUUUACAAUUGCAAUGCAAAUGUAUAAUUUUGCAAGUCGUUCUAUAGGUCAAGAUGAAUUCAAACGUGCUGUGUAUGUAGCCACAGGUGUGAAGCUUUCACCACAUUUGGUGAACACAGUGUUCAAGAUUUUUGACGUUGACAGAGAUGACCAGUUGAGUUAUAAAGAAUUUAUCGGCAUUAUGAAAGACAGACUCAAUCGAGGGUUUAGGGAGACUCCAAAGUAUGGUUGGAAGGAAUAUUACUCUUGCGUGAUGACUGUAACCAGUGAACAUCUCAGAGAUCUAUGGAAGCAAUUUCGGAGACGAGAUAUGCUGAGAUAAAGGAAGAAAGAAGGAUUAUCUGCACUGGCUAGAACUAUUUAUUCCUAUGAAUUCUUAAUGAAGAACAAACUAACCCAGGUGAAUCGUGAAUCUUGCAGGUGCAGUACAAAACACAGGACUUCUUUCCCACUUAAUGUAGUGAUCAUCAACUCUUACAACUGCUUUUAAGUAUGUAUUUUAUUUAAACGCCAAACUAUCACCUGAUUGGCAGAAGUCUUUUUUUUUAACAAUACAUUUUGAAUAUUAUUUUUUAUUAUUUUGAGAGAUGUUUGUCAUUUAAAAGAAAACAAAAAUAAGUUUUAGACCUGGGUAGGCAAACGUUUUGGCAAUGAAGAGAAACUGCCCCACAUCAGCUUAGACUGUGAACUUGCUUUCAGAAGAGCACUAUUAAAAGUUUGUGCUAAAUUGGGAAUGAGAAUACACUAAGUAGCAUAACAAUGAUAUACGAGUUGAAUGUACAAAUUAAAUUCUUAGAAGCUAACAAAGCUGUUACUUUAAAAAGCGUAAAGCUGUUAUGGUUAUAAUGUGAAUGAUAGGUACUUACCUAGGAGAGGUACUGUAUGGACUAUAAUGUUCAGAUUCUCCAAGUCUUACUAUUAUGUUUAUUAUUAAUUUAUCUUUUUAAAAAAAUAAUACAGAUUUUAAGAUGUCUUAGGAGCAGUAUGUUGAAGAAAAGUCAAAAUGUUCAAAUUCACAUUAAGCAACACACACUUUGUAAUAUUUAUUGUAAAUUUUAUUGCCAUACAUAUAAAUUCACUGAUAUAUUUCUGGUAGAGUAAAACUUCAUGUGCUCCUUGUGAAUAGUGUACUUUUAUAUGAAGUCACAUGUGGCACUGAGUAGAAAUUACAGUUGUUUAAUUUGCUACUCUGGAAUGCGGUAUCUGAAAAAUAGAUAAAUAACUUGUGUUUGUGUCAAACAAAAAACCAAAACAAAACAUGAAUGCAUGCAGCAGUACAGAGCAACACUCACUAAGUAAUAUUAUUUGAAUAUUAUGCAUCAAAUAUUAGACAUAACUUAGGCCUUACAAAGUUUAUGGAGACUAUAGGCAAUCAGUAGCCACCAUGACCUUUCAUGCCCUGUAGGUUUAGAUGUUACAGAAACGGUGUUGAAUUUGGUUUUCAUAUUCUCUAAACUUUUUCUUUGCUAUUCAGUAGCAGCGUUUUUCCUUACUCCCUUUCAAGGUGAUUGUUAGGUGGUGUGAAUUAAACCCAAACAAACACGAACACAUAUUUCUUACAUCCUUCUUGAAGAGGUUCGCUGGACAUUAAAUAAAUCUGUAUCUAUUUAGGAACAAUCUGUGCCUUGAAAUAUUUCUAGUUGAAUACACACACACUAAAACUAAUGUCAAUAAAUCGUUAUCGGAAAGGCAAAUAUUUGGUGGUCUGACAACUAAAAUAGAACCAAAAUAAUGGUUUUAAAUCUUUUAUUACUCCAAAUACCUGUAGGCAAACUUCUCAAAAUUGUAUUUAGUGCACGUGUUGCUCAAAUACCAUCUUACAAUUGCAUGUGAAUAGAAAAGAUAUAUAACAUCUCUGUAAGUCCACCGAAGUUUAGAAAUGUUUAAUUUAUAAGAAGAUUCAUCUGUGCUAAAAAUCAAAACAAAAUGAAAAGGAAGAUGUUUUUUAAGAGAUUCCACUCUGGGAAUCUUAGGAAAAAAAUGUGCUAGGUGUGGCUUUUAUCUGAGAAAAAGCCAGUUCAGAAAGCUUUUGAAGGAUGCUACGUUAGUCGAUAUUUCAUGAUAAAUACUUAGCAAAUUUCCACCUUCGCGUCCUUAAACUACCGACAACAAGAAAAAUCAAAUAAAUUAGGAUAAAGGCACAAUAGAACAUGGAUAAGCUGCAAUCCCUGUGUGAUCAUUUAGGGAAUUAAUUGUAUUCAAUGUAUCGUCUUGGUACGGAGAACUGUCUCACUGCUUCUUGUCAGCAUAUGCAAAACCCAAUUUGCUACUUCAGUGAUGAAGGACAAAAAAUGGGAAGAAAGGAUAGGGAGUUAUUGAAGGGGUUCCCGUCCUUCCUCUUCAUUCACUACUGCACACUCACAGUGAUCCUCCCCGUGGAGGAAGCAGCAGCACCAUCAUCGUUUUGCUCCUCCCCUGCCCUAGGCAAUAGUGCACUUUGCUUUUAUGGCUGGCUUGAGACAAUUUUAUCAUUUUUCUAUGUAUUUCCUAACUAUAGUCACUUAAUAUAAAAUAGAAUGUGAAAGUGUCAGAUUAGUUUUUAAGAGUAUUUUUUCUCAUGUUUAAUAAUAAGUUAUUUAAUAUAAAUGUGAAUAUAUGCAUAUAAUAUUC